ACCGUGUAGUCUAAUGUUUUUCCACUUGGCAGAAAGCGCUCAGAACACCAAGUUUACUGGCUUUAUUUUUGAUAACGGGAAAUGUUUUGUGAAACAUUAGAAGUGUCCGGACCGUUUCUGAUAUAUACGCUUACAGAGUACAUUUCGUAAAGGCGAGAAACUUGAGAGGGAGCCGAAAAAUGGCCGUUAGCCGCGUCCUUUGAAGUAUUUUUUUUUUUGUUGCUGUGAUCUUUUCCCCCCUCUAAGGAUUGGAGCCAUUAGAUGCAGAACGAGGAGCAGCCGCUUAUUCAGGUGAACAGCCUGAUGUUUUCUCCGAGUCAGGAGGAGACCUGUGCACCCACCAAAGAUCCGGUAAAGUACGGGGAACUCGUUGUUCUCGGGUACAAUGGAUCCCUCCCGAACGGAGACCGCGGAAGGAGGAGGAGCCGUUUCGCCCUCUACAAAAGAGUCAAGGCCAACGGCGUUAAACCGAGCACCGUACACAUCCUCAACAACCCGCAGGCCAGCAAGGCUGUAAACUGUAAGGGCCAGCACAGUAUCUCCUACACUCUGUCCAGAAACCAGACUGUGGUUGUAGAGUACAGCCAUGACAAAGACACGGACAUGUUCCAGAUUGGGCGCUCAACAGAGAGCCCCAUUGACUUUGUGGUGACCGACACAGUAUCUGGGGGCACAGACGGCGAGGACUCUCCCAUCACGCAGAGCACCAUCUCGCGCUUCGCCUGCCGGGUGGUGUGCGAACGCAACCCUCCAUACACUGCACGUAUCUACGCUGCAGGCUUCGACUCUUCCAAGAACAUCUUCCUAGGGGAGAAAGCAGCCAAAUGGAAGAAUCCAGAUGGCCAGAUGGACGGACUGACGACCAAUGGUGUGUUGGUGAUGCAUCCGCGUGGUGGCUUCACAGAAGAGUCCAAGCCUGGUGUGUGGCGAGAGAUAUCCGUGUGCGGAGAUGUAUAUACACUCAGAGAGACUCGCUCUGCCCAGACACGAGGCAAAUUGGUGGAUAGUGAGAGUAAUGUGCUGCAGGACGGUUCUCUGGUGGACCUGUGUGGUGCCACACUACUGUGGCGCACAGCUGAAGGGCUCUUUCACGCACCCACACAGAAACACCUGGAGGCACUUCGUCAGGAGUUAAAUGCUGCACGGCCCCAGUGUCCAGUGGGGCUGAACACCUUGGCUUUUCCCAGUAUGCAUCGCUCCAGCCGGGCACUGCCCAGUAUCGCCCAGCAGCAGGACAAGCAGCCCUGGGUUUACCUGGCAUGUGGGCACGUGCAUGGCUACCAUGAGUGGGGCCACAGCUCCGAGCGUGAACCUAAUGGCAAACGCGAGUGCCCCAUGUGCAGGACUGUGGGGCCCUACGUGCCUCUGUGGCUUGGCUGUGAACCAGCCUUCUAUGUGGACUCGGAAGCACCUACGCAUGCCUUCGUGCCUUGUGGUCAUGUCUGCUCAGAGAAGUCGGCCCGCUACUGGUCUGAAAUUCCCUUACCGCAUGGUACCCAUGCUUUCCACGCUGCGUGCCCAUUCUGUGCCACGCAGCUCAGUUUAACACAGGGAUGUGCUAAGCUCAUCUUCCAGGGCCCUGUAGACUGAGUGAGGAAGCUGAGGAUGCUGGUGCUGAUGCAUGAGGAUUGGUUUGAUUUAGAUGGAGCAGGGAUACGAGCUGUAAAAGGAAAAAAAACAGAACACAGCAAAGAACUGUUGAACACCACAAACCAUGAAGAUAUGCUCAUAUACUCAAAUUCUACUUCUACUGGAAACUUUAAUCUCCAUCACUGUAAUAUCAGAGUUACCUUGGAGGUGGCAGGACUACUGGCCUUGAAUAUGAAGCAGACUUGUUUUUUUAUUAUAAGCUGUUGAAUGUGUUGGCCCACAGGUAUUGUAUCCCAGCAGCCCUGUGAGAACACUUUCAGAUGCCCUUUUGAACAUUUCCUUGAUACACUGAUUUUUUUUAACUUUAUAAUGAAAGAAGCUGCUGGUGAGUGUAGUAGCCACCAAGUUAUAAUAAUAAUUCAGAUUUCAGUUUUUUGGGGGAUUAUUUUUCCAUUAAUCAACAGUCUAAUACAGUAUUACAAUUGACAGAAUUUAAUGAUUGACAAACAUUUGUUUUGUACCAAAAUUUAGUUUUCCAAAGAAAAUAAAAUGGCUGCUAAACCUGGACUAUUAAAAUAAACCCUUGAUGGACCCUGGGCAAAAAAUGGGUCACUCCCAGGCAUUUCUUGAUCAUGAGCAAAUUCUCAAAAUCGAUCGAAGGGGCGUCUCAUUUCUAGACAGUUAAUGUCUCUGACCUGUAAGAGUUUCCUCUGAUGUCUUUCCAGUCCAGGAAUUUUAUUGUACUGUAACUCGUGAAUUAUUUUUGUUGUUAGGUGAAGGAACAGUAUGCAGGUCGAGUUGGUUGGGAAUAUUUACAUCCCUGCAAGUCACAUCCAUACUGUAAAAGUUGCUUUAAACCAAAACCUAUAAACUUGGUGAUUUUGGAAAUGUAUCAGCUGUGAAACGAACAGGCUGCCGGCCAGUGAUCAGCCGGUUUCCCACUUCUUUUCGAUUCCAGGUUUCUCACCAGUGAACAUUCACAUACUAAUAGGAUGUGAUCAUGUUUAUAAUGUUGUUUUAAAAUUAAAGAAACUGGUCUUCUAUUUUCUUAACCUUUGUACAUAGAAAGAUUUUAGUUCUGGCAAUUGGGGGAUUUUUUUUUUUUUUAAACAGUGGUUUAAAUGAGAUAUUUUAAUCAGAAAUGGGGUUAUUGCAUUAAAAAAAACAUUAUAAAAGAUUUAAUUCAAAACUU
Molecule: messenger RNA, 2782 nt
Organism: Silurus meridionalis
Lineage: Eukaryota; Metazoa; Chordata; Actinopteri; Siluriformes; Siluridae
Gene: peli2
Product: pellino E3 ubiquitin protein ligase family member 2
Exons: 6
Coding region: 262-1590 (442 amino acids)
Biological process (GO): regulation of Toll signaling pathway; protein polyubiquitination
Molecular function (GO): ubiquitin protein ligase activity; protein binding
Source: RefSeq, a predicted model, not a curated record